This is a messenger RNA of Penaeus chinensis, 1434 nucleotides long. Its product is annotated as general transcription factor II-I repeat domain-containing protein 2A-like. The record is from RefSeq and is a predicted model, not a curated record. The transcript has 2 exons. NCBI's taxonomy places the organism in Eukaryota, Metazoa, Arthropoda, Malacostraca, Decapoda, Penaeidae. Gene Ontology annotation, molecular function: protein dimerization activity. Bases 1 to 1434 code for a protein of 477 amino acids.
AUGAGGAGAACAGAACUAUUGGCUAAUGAUCUUAUGUUGCAACCUGAUUUAGGACUGAAAGAAGCACCGUGUAUCUCACUGGCUAUUGAUGAAUCAACAGACAGUACUGACCAUGCUCAACUCAUGGUUUUUGUUAGAUAUUAUGAUGCAAGGAAGAAAGAAUUUUGCCAGGACUUGUUGGGUGUGACUGAUCUCAAAGGAAGAACACGAGGAGAGGAUAUCUAUGGAGCUUUGAAAGGCAUGUUAGAAUCAAGAAAUAUUGAUGUUAAAUCCAUAUUUUCACUGACUACAGAUGGAGCCCCAGCUAUGGUUGGGCGAGAGAAGAGACUAGUUGCAAGAUUAAAAGAAGAUAAUGCUGACAUGAUGACUAACCACUGCAUAAUCCACCAAUCAGUACUGUGUGCUAGUCUUGGAGAUGAAUAUAGAGAAGUCAUGGAGACUAUCAUGAAGCUAGUAAACUUCCUUCGAUCUACAUCGGCACUCCAACAUCGUCUACUCAGAACCUUUCUUACCGAGGUCAAUGCAAGACAUGAUGAUUUACUAGUGCACAACAAUGUGAGAUGGCUAAGUAAGGGAAGAGUUUUGGAGCGAUUUUGGGCAAUUAGGAAGGAGUUACAGACUUUCCUCGAAAGUCAAAACAGUGUGAAGGCAAAUGCAUUUUCUGAUUUUUUGAAAGAUGACAAGAAAAUGGAAACUGUUGGAUUUUUGACAGACAUGAUGUCACAUAUGAAUGAUCUUAAUGUCAAACUUCGAGGGGAAAAACACACCAUCUUCAAUUUGAUCUCAGUAAUUCGUGCUUUCCAGAAAAAAAUGGAUCUUUUCAAAACUGAUAUUCAAAGCCAACUUUUGCAUUUUCCCAGACUUUUGGAGCAACGUAAUGAUGAAACAGGUACUAAUCAUGUUCAAUUUAUUGAGAACCUAAUCAAUAAUUUCAAGGUGCGCUUUGAUGACUUUGUUCUUGGAAAUCAGUUGCUGCUGUUCAUUCAAAACCCUUUUCUAGUGACAGAUAUAACAGAAUUUUCAGACGAAGCAAAACUCGCCUGCAAAUGGGUAGAUGCUGCAAAAAUCCAACUGGAAAUCAUUGACUUUCAAGAGAAUGUAGAGCUGAAACAAAUACUCUGUGAUUGUUCACCAGAAACAUUUUGGUCAAAGGAAGGAUCCCCUGCUAAUUUCCCUACUCUUCAUAGACUAGCAGUGCAAAUUCUCACAAUGUUUGGCUCCACUUACUCCUGUGAGUCUGCUUUCUCUACUAUGAACUUUGUGAAGAACAAGUUUCGCUCAUGCAUGACCAGUGAACACCUCCACCACUGUACUCGACUGGCUGUCACCAAAUUAGUACCGAGAUUCAGCGAGUUGAUAAGGAACAAGAAGUGUAUAUUAAACUACAUUAGCAUACCUGCACUACACGUGAUUAGUGUAAAUGUUUCAUCUUGA